AUGCACUCUUUGGCUCUUCUAAUUGGCGUGGCCAGCACCCUUGCCUCCGCCGCGGCUUCCCCUCAAGCCUACCAAGCUUCACAGCUGCUUUCGCUCAAUGCAAGGCAGGAGCCACCUUCUAACACUGUAAGUGCCAAGGUCCGCGCUGAUGGCAGUGAUCAUGACGCAUCAAUCGCUGACAGGGUGAGGCUCUGCACCUCAACCUAGCCUUUGUACUUGAAUGCCCCUGCUUGCGACUUUUACCAAUGCAGUGUCAAUCUUUCUGUGAGUGGAAGCGAUGUAGCUCGAGAACGCGACACUCCAUGUUGAAGCUGCCCUCUAACGGCUUGCAGGUCGGUGGCAAUCUUGCCGUCAACUGGCUCAACCCCCCGGCUGGUGAUGUCAACAUUGACCUGAUGGGAAACGCGUCCUCGUACGUCGCGCACCACGUUGCCACUGUCGCAAGCAACAGCGAAGGCGACCGAUGUGAUGCGGGAGCGGGCAUUGGUCAGCAGAACAACGGCGUCAAGUGUGGCCGCUACGAAUUCAUCAUUCCUAACGGCUGGGAGGGCAACUGUGAGUUAGCUGAUAGAGCGUGGCAUUCUUGGGUGUGCAGUAGACGGCAUUGGGGUGAUCUGGCGGUAUCCGUCAUGCCUGGAAAUAGUCUCUGCGUGGCAGAGCAGACGUUUGGUUUGGGAGGAAUUGGAGAAUUGUGCUCACUCGCUAUCAUUGGUCCUCCCUCAGACACCGUUCGAGCUUCGCUGGUGCAAGACCCCAGUGUGGAGUCCUAUACAGAUGUCGUACUGAUCGGCCCCAACGCCACUGCAAGCAGCCUGCCCACCACCGUCGUGCCGAUCAACGGAGCGCCAGCUGCGACGUCCAGCGCUGCUGGAAACUCCAGCUCCUCAGGAAGCCCAGCAGCCACCAGCUCGAGUGCCGGUGCGCCCGCUGGUAGCGGUACUGGGACCCCACGCUCUGGCUCGCCUGACUCGGCCACGACCCUGGCUCGUAGCAUGGACCGCCACACUGUCGCAAUUGCUGCCGCAGGCGUCGUAUUUGGUGCCCUUGCUCUUCUGUGA
Ceraceosorus bombacis is the source of this 1058-nucleotide messenger RNA. The record is from the annotation of a GenBank genome assembly. Lineage: Eukaryota; Fungi; Basidiomycota; Exobasidiomycetes; Ceraceosorales; Ceraceosoraceae.